Anguilla anguilla (European eel) is the source of this 1714-nucleotide messenger RNA. It is a transcript of the gene ubxn2a, whose product is annotated as UBX domain protein 2A. Gene Ontology annotation, molecular function: ubiquitin binding. The record is from RefSeq and is a predicted model, not a curated record. Lineage: Eukaryota; Metazoa; Chordata; Actinopteri; Anguilliformes; Anguillidae. Gene Ontology annotation, biological process: nuclear membrane reassembly; Golgi organization; autophagosome assembly. The transcript has 7 exons. Gene Ontology annotation, cellular component: cytosol; nucleus. The coding region runs from base 103 to 852 and encodes 249 amino acids.
UGGUGAGUAGAGCAAAGGAACGCCACAACUGCGAGGACGCUUACCUAGGCCGGAUGACAUCCGUGUGUGGGAGACAGAAACUGAUGGGAACAGACACUUACCAUGAAAGAAACUGACAGUAGAGACAGUGGCGGAGAUGCAGACUGGGGCGAAGGGGCGGAGAGCGCCGAGGAGGAGGCGCCCAUGAGGCGCAGUUUUUCGGUGGAGGACCUGCUGGACGAGGUGGGGAGGAUCGGCAGGGUACCAUCGGCGGACUCCAAGGUGGAGAUCGUGGUGAGGCUGUGGAAGGAGGGCUUCACGGUGAACGACGAGGAGUUCCGCUGCUACUCCCAGGACGAGAACCAGCAGUUCCUGGAGGCCAUAAAACGAGGGGAGCUGCCGGAGGAGCUGGAGCUGCGCUCGGAGGAGGGCGAGCUGGAGGUGAUCAUGCAGGACAUGAAGGAGGAGCCGUACGUCCCGCGCAAGAAGAGCUUCCACCCGUUCACGGGCCGGGGGUACCGGCUGGGCAGUGUUGCUCCACGUGUCGUGGCCCGGUCCCCCUCCCUGCACGAGGACAGAGACCCUCCCAUCCCAUUGGUGGAGCUCAACGACACCCAGCCAAUCACCAGCCUUCAGAUCUGGCUGGCGGACGGGCGAAGACUGGUGCAGAGGUUUAACCUCUCUCACAGGAUCAGUGACGUGCAGGACUUUGUGGAGCAGUCCGAGCGCACGGGCCUCCCGUUCGUGCUGACCACCUCGCUGCCCUUGCGGGAGCUGCGGGAGCAGGACCUGAGCCUGGCGGAGGCCGACCUGUCCAAUGCCGUCAUCGUGCAGCGCCCCCUCAACAGCCAGCCCCCCUUCGGACACUCCUGACUGGGGCAGGCACCCCAACAUCCCCCCCCCCCCCCCCCCCCCCCCCCCCCCCCGCACCCCUCGAAUGCUCCUGGGACACCCCAACAUCCAGCACCCUCUCCAUUGCGCUUCGGAAACCCCCUAUAUCCGGCACCAUUCUGGACAUUGCUGACUGGGGGACACCCUGACACCCGCCCAUCCCCCCCCACCCCCUCCUUGUACACCCACUGCCCCAUUCCUGCAGACGGGGGGCUGGAUAUGGGACCCCCUCCUGUGUAGAGACUUCUGUAACAACACUACUGCAGUCACCACACAAUCUGGGGAAAAUGUUUUUUUUAUAUUUUUAACCCCCCCCCCCGGGAAAAACUGUCUGUUAAUUUCUGAUUUCUGUUUUUGUCCAUCAACUCUAAGGAGUGGUGUAAUGAUAUCCACAUGAACAGUAAUGAUUUUAAAACAUAAUAAAAAAUUGUGUUGAUGGAUGAAGCAGAGGGGAAUAUAAUCUGAAAUGUAGGGUUAAGUCCCGCCCCCUCACAUGGUGUGGGUUACCAAGGUUACAUGAAAACCCUGCAGAUGGUUUAAUUGUACAGGAGGGUAUGUGAGUGUAGAAGAGAGUGAAUGAGUUCUUUCUUUUUAAAAAAGCAUCAGAGCAAUAUGUGUGAGUUGCAGUAACUAUGUGGAGAGACAGACUGUGUCUGUGAAAGAUUAGAGACCCAACCCUCAACAAUAAAGUCACACCCUCGACAAUGAAGUCACACCCUUAGCAAAGAGCUGUCACUCUCAUCCAUAAGCAACUCCCGCAACAAUAAGUCUCUCCAAAAUAAGCUCCACCCUCAAUACCAAACCGCACCCUAAUAAAAAAAACACCCUCACAUUUUCAGAUUUA